Molecule: messenger RNA, 6650 nt
Organism: Paramisgurnus dabryanus
Lineage: Eukaryota; Metazoa; Chordata; Actinopteri; Cypriniformes; Cobitidae
Gene: mideasb
Product: mitotic deacetylase associated SANT domain protein b
Biological process (GO): negative regulation of DNA-templated transcription; regulation of transcription by RNA polymerase II
Cellular component (GO): transcription regulator complex; histone deacetylase complex
Molecular function (GO): transcription corepressor activity
Source: RefSeq, a predicted model, not a curated record
AGGUAAAAUACCACUAUAGGGAACGUCACUAUAGAUAUAGUCUACAAUGUAUUACAUCUGUACCAAAUGUAACUUGGAAUAUUGUAUGUAUUUAAUGUAUUUUCCGUUUUCACUUUCAAUAUGUUUCUGUUCACUUUGCUUUUUCUUUGCUCAGUAAGUGUAAAUAUCAGGAUAGUCUCAUUCGUUGACUUUAUUCAGGUGUGGAUGGGGUUAUGUUUGGUGCACGCUUACACUAACGUUUCCCAGUGACGGAAUUUCCCGCAUGACCCGUGCAUUUGCUGUAAUUUGCAGCGCCCUGCAUGGAGGGGAAAAGCCUUAUAUGGUCGCGGAAGUGGGUGUGGCCAACAGGACAGUAGGGGAUCACAAGACUUCUGCUGAAAAGAAUCUUGUUCCAUACUCCGUAUACGAGUAAACUAGUGUGUGUUAUUGGCGUUUUGAUUCGCAUAUGUGUGCAAUAAUAACGAAAUCGCGUGCAAUUUUUGAAACGUCUCUCCCGCCAUUUUCUCAAAGAAGCCCUCCAUUUCCAUUUCUCGGUAGUUGCGUUUGUACGCGGAUGAUCUACCUCUUGACUUGAAUAUUACUGGAGUGAGGUCAGCAUAUCAUGACUCAAUCGUGGAUAAGCAUGCAGUCAUUGCUGUGCUGUUGCGUUGGUCAUUGGGCACAUGGACCGUGCCGUUGAUCUUAGGACGAGCACAAACUAACCAGAACGGUUGUCUCCUAUGAAUGGGCAACAGGCUGACUUAAAGAGCUCACGACCUAGUUUGCCAUCCCAGGAGCUUAAGAUCGGGCAGUGAAGAUAAAACAAAUAGACAUGUUAAAGCCACACUGCACUGCAACUGUUUUUUCCGCACAACGGAUGCUGCAGUUUUAUAUUUUAAAGCUUACUCGUAUUCCCACCAUGUUGAGUAGGUUUGGAUGACCAUUAACUUGGAUAAAACAAAAGAUCUGAAGGUCAGAGCAAUACUCUUGACACAUUUAUUCAUAUUGGAGAGAACUUUGUGUGGUUUGGAGAUUUAAACUUUUUUUGUCUCCCCCUGAACCACCCACGCCAGCCUUCACCAGUAUCGUUAUUCAUGAAAGUCAUGAGUUUGCAACCUCAGCCGAAGCCUAACGCAAAGAGAACAGGUAAACGUAUCACUUUCUUUGCCGACCAGGGUGUGACAAUGAAAGAAGCUUCUCAGCAUACACAAGCUCCAGCGUACUAUGGGAUUGGUGUCCCUCCCUCAGGGCCAGGUCACAAUGACAGAGGGGGUGUGGAAAGCUCCAAUGCAGAUGCGCCACAUAUGUACCUCAAUUCUGUCAUUUUCAGCCCAGAGAAGGGUGAACAAAGCCGUGGACACUACCAACAGACAAUGGCCAUGAAGUGGCCACACCAAGACCCAUCUUUGCAACCUCAACAGAGACCAAACAAUUGGUCACAAAGUUUGACAACUUGGUCCCAGAACUUUGCCCCAUACCUAGGGGCUCAGACUGCUUUUGCAAAACAAAUGCAUGAGGGCAUGCCUGUACAAAACCAGCCUCAGCAGCAGCCUGAACCUUCCACUAUCAGGGCAACCGAAAAACAAGUGGCAAGCGUGGAGAGCUUUAGGGAUGCCAAAACCGCACGGAGCAUGGACUGGGAGCAACAGCAAACCUUUCAACAGACACAAAAGCCUGGAAUGUUGAAUCCACAGCAACACAACCAACCUUCCACUGGAAAUUCUGUGCUGCAACCUUUCCAGUUAGCUUUUGGACAGCCUAAGCAGAACUUGGUAGCCGGUUACAAUUGGACUUUGCCAAAUUUGAAUUAUAAUGCACAGGCAAAUACCCAACAUCAGAUUCAGCAGUUGCAGGAGCAACAGCUGAUGCAGAGACAAAUGCAGAGGCACCACGAAAAACAGCAGCUGGAACAGCAGAUGCGUCAGCAGUCGCAGCAGCAACAGGUACUUCGUCAGAAACCGCCACAACAGAUUCCACAAACGCAACCGUUGCAACAGCACGCACAGCUGAUAAAGACUCGGCCACCACUACAACAACAUAUGCAACAACUGGACUUGGUACAACAGCAACAACCAAAAUCUGAGCCGCCACAUCAGAACCAGCAUGUAGUGGACAAAUACUGUGAUGGCCAGCAGCCACAUGCACUCUCAACUGAACAGCAUCACCCUUCAUUAACAGGACAAUCCCAGGAGACGCCCAAUCCACCGUCAACCCAGGCCCAGGAUUCUGUACCCCAACAAUCUAUUGAGACUCAUCAGCCUGGGCCCCGGAGAUCACGGCGGCUUUCUAAAGAGGGCGCGGGCCCUGCCUCCGAAAACCCAUUUGUAAUGCCGGCUGAUCAUCCAACACAAGGUUCACAAAACGGGGCUACUGAGACCAAUGCUUUGCAAGACGUCAGAGCUGCUCCUACAGGCGUAAUUCAGAGCACACGGCGUAAAAGAAGGGUUUCACAAGAGGUUAAUCUGGAAACCUUGGCUCAGAAGGCUUCGGAAAGAGAAUCUCUUCCCCCACGUAGCAUCAAGGAGCCACACAGGCCCUGGAGUCCCCCAGUGGCCCCAUCUGGUCCAGGUCGAGGGGCAGAUGAGGUGGAACAAGUUAGUGCCAAAAGGCCCAGAGAUGAAAGCCUCAUGCCGUUGGUCAUUCCCGUCUCCGUGCCAGUAAGGCAGACUGAUCCUUCAUCUCCAGACCACGAGCAGACCUCACUCUCAGCCAGUUGGCCACUGCGACCUUUGGGCUCUCACGAAGUGAGCUCCGAUUAUAAGCCAUCUGUGAUCGUCACGCGACGACGUUCGCUGCGUAACUCUUUGUCUGAGAGCACAGGCCAGAAUGGCGGAGCAGAGUGCGGAAGUGAUGCAGAUGGGAAAUCGGCCAAAGCCAAACGACGACCUCGUCCAGAACCGCUCUUCAUUCCUCCGCCCAAACUUGGCACUUUCAUUGCCCCACCAGUUUACUCCAGCAUCACACCGUACCAGAGCCACCUACGUUCACCUGUCCGCAUGCCUGACAACCCUCUCAACAUGCCUCCCUAUACUCCGCCGCCCAUCCUCAGCCCCGUUCGAGAGGGCUCUGGACUUUACUUCUCCACCUUCCUAUCAGCCGCUGCCUUUGCCAGUGCAGCAUCGAAUAAUCAGGGGCUACCUCCACCUGCCACGCCCAAGUCUGCUACCCGCAGCCUCCUACGCUCCAACAGCAGUGAUAUAACACCACCGGUGCUCUCUGCUAUGAAUGAAGCUACACCUGUCAGCAUUGAGCCUCGGAUAAACAUUGGAUCGCGGUACCAAGCAGAGGUUCCGGAGCUCAGGGAACGCUCAGCAGCCCAGCACGACCUACACAAGGCUGAACUGGUGUGGGCGCCAUUGCCUGACCUGGAGGCCAAUGCUCAGAAACAGCAGAGAGUGGACGAGCUCAUGAACCUGGCUUGCUCUAGUGCAUUGUAUGGAGGUGGGACCAAUCAGGAACUGGCCAUGCACUGCCUGUACGAAUGCAAAGGUGACAUCAUGGGGGCACUUACCUGUCUGCUGUUAAAAAACCCCAUCUUUCCCAAAGCCCACCCUCUAGCUGACUACCACUACUUGGGCUCUGACAACUGGACGACAGAAGAAAGACGAUUUUUCAACAAAGGCAUAGCCACUCACAAGAAGGACUUCUUCAUGGUUCAGAAACUGGUGAGCUCCAAAACAGUGGCUCAGUGUGUGGAGUUUUACUACACGUAUAAGAAGCAGGUGAAGAUCGGCAAGAACGGGACGCUCGUGUACGGAGAAGCAGAACCACUGGAGACUAAAGCUACAACAGAGGAGGAAGUGGACAAUAAAGUUUCACACAAAUUUGAAUCACGGAAAGACGAGGAGGAUAGCAGGAAGUGGGAAGGGUCAUGUGACGGGAAGCAAGAAAACGGCCCGGGCAGGGUGACGCAAUCUCUACAGGCCACCGACAGUGUUGCUGCCCUUCUGGUCUUAAAAAAUCAGGCAGACAGCACGAGGGACCCGUCCACAUUGGUUAGUCACGGCCCAACACCACCAUCUAAACCUCGCCCCGACACCACCAGAAAGACUGGAGCCAGCAACACAGGGAAGGGACAAACUAACCAAGAGGGGGAAUUUCCCUGCAAGAAGUGCGGCAGGAUCUUCUUCAAGGUGAAGAGCCGCAGCGCUCAUAUGAAAAGUCAUGCCGAAGCUGAGAAGAAGCAAGCUGCACUCAGACAGCGAGAGGCCGAGCAGCGGGCGGCUGAGCAGCGGGCGACAGCCGCCCUGCUGGCCGCCCAGCAGAACGGCGCGAGGGCAGAUCAGGACAGAACGAGAAGAGCCAGCAGUGACGAUUCCUCAGAGGAAGAGGAGGAUGCAGAUGACGAAGACUGGCACUAGCUAACACUCUUCCUCAUGCGAACAGACUUUUAUUUAUUUUUGUUUUUUACCAGCCAACAAGACCCAUCCCAAAACUGUUUCAGGGACUAGCUCACUCCCUUUUUGUGUGCAUGCUUGUGUGCGUUCGUGUGUUACAUGGUUGUAUGAAAGAUGUAAAGAGACUGAGAAUAAAUGCUUAAACAGCAUUCAGGGGCUCAUAUAUAGGGCUAUUGGGAGUGUAAGCCAUGCCAUCUCCAUGCGUAUGUGAACGUGAAUGGGUGCGCGUGUCUUUAAAAAUGCACUUUUGGACUCAUCCAACACACACUGAUUGGACCACAGCACAUCUCUACAGUAUCUGUGCACAGAACUCACUUAUUGUUCUCCUUACCAGUAUGGAUUCAGUGCUGUGAAUCAUGUGAAAGGACACAAACUGAAGCGAGCGGGGGACGCCGUGUUACGUGUAUGUGCACUUUCGGGCGAGUUUAGUCUUUUUUCUUUUAAAUGAAAACUAUAGUUUAUUUCUCUUCCACGUGACUGCCAAAUGCUUGCACAGACGUGUGUGCGCCUGGUCUAUCUGAUCUACAGUGCUGUAAUUUUGGGCUUUCUCUUCCGGGUAUUUUAAAAGAAUAGUUCACCUAAAAGUACGUUUUUAUUUAACAACCCUCAUGUCAUUAAUCCAACCUUUUAAAUAAGAUGCUAAAGAUAUUAUAGCAAAUGACCGGGGCUGUAAAUCUCCCAAAGCACUAUGAUGAAAAAUUAUACUGUGUGACUCCAUGCACUUUAUUUAAAAGUCAUGCCAAGGCAAAAAUCAAUGCAGUCUGGUAAAUGUGCAUGUGUGUACUUUUUGGUUUCGGUCUGUUCCUCUCCAUCAGCUGUCUUAUAGCUUCAGAUGACAUAAUAGAUAAGUUAUAUGAACUAAUUUUCUCAAAAGUAUAUUGAGUAUAUGACAAGUUCAGACAUUCAGCUUCAUUUCUUUUUCUGUUCCUCAAACGAAUAAAGUUUGGAAAUGCACAAGGGUUAGUAAAUGAAAACAAAAUCUUUUUUGGGCUGAGCUGCUCCUUUAAUUUAAAACGGUCACCUCGCUGAUGCCUUUGAUGUUUUUGACAUUUUACAUGACAAUCACUUUUACAACGGUUCCUUUUUAUACUCCAGAUUAUAAUGGUUGUCCCUGAUAUAAUCAUUUAUUGUUAUUAUAAUUAUUGUUACUAUCAGCUUUGUAUUGUUUUAUCGGAUAGUUUCUUUUUCUCAUUUGACUUGAAGAUUUAGACAUUCGCUACCUGUGAUUAUCUGCAAAUGAUUGCUGAGAGCAUGACCGUGUGUAACCAUGAUAAAGUGCAAUAGCAAUAGAGGGACUUUGAGUCCCUCGUCCACUCCGCUUCUUCAUUUUGCUCUCAGCAUCCUUGAACAAAGUAUUAUGAUAUAAUCAACUUAUUUUUGUUUUGAGAACAAAUCUUUCCAUAUCCGUUUAAUGGAACAGAGAUCUGUAGGCUGGCGAGCUUGGAUUUCUGUCUCUGCUGGCCAAACACUUAAGCACUUGGCUUUGUCUCCAUGGCAACAAAGAGUCUUCGUUUAAAGUACAGACACACAGGGGAGUUCACAGCCAGAAGUAACGACUCCAAUUAUUGCUAAUCACACUGAAGUCUUCUAUGCAGUGUGUGUUUGUUUGCAAGUUCGAAUGUGUGCGCGUGUGCAUGUGUUUAUUUGCAUGGGUGUGCAUGCGUGGUUGUGUUUGUAGGUGAUGCAUCAAAAUUCAAAACGGUUUCGAACCUAAAGCCAAGUGAGAAAAAGAAGCUUCCCGGACUAUUUAAUGUCUUUUGUUACGUUUAAGAAAACUAUAUAUUAUAUAUUCCUGUUCGUAUAUGUGAAAAGACUGAUUUGCUCAAAUAUGAAGACAUGGGGCAUUUGUCAAAACGAUUUAGCCAAGCUUUGUAUUAUUGUUCAUGCUGUUCAGAUAUAUAAUAUUCUAAAAUAAUGAAUUUUGGGUACGCUGCGAGGGUGCAGCUACCGUUUCUGUCUUUCAUUCAGCCAAGGGAAAUUCUUAUGUAGACUUUAAAAGUAUGGGAAAUGCUUAAAACUGUAUGCACACUUUCUAUGCUAUUUUCAUAGGGGCUUGUACACUAAUAAUGGAUGUGGAAAGAUUUCUGAAGUGCUUUUUACUACAGUCUAACUUAUUGUAUUUCAGUUGUGUUUUUCUCACGUGUUUUAGGAUAAUAAAUAUGAUAAAACACAAUAAAACGUGGCAAUGUUUGUAAUGUAAAUGUAAAUGUGUAUGUUAAUUGGACACAUAUUGAUAAGAGGGAACAAAAAUUAAAAUGACAAUGAGGAUUUUUU